AUGGGCGACGAGGAGAAGAAGCUUGGCAGCUAUGAAGAUGUCCAUGAAGCCUCAUGGACGCAAGCUGAAGAAGCUGCAGUCCGAUGGCACAUAGACAGGACAGUCAUUCCUGUGGCAUUGAUCAUGUAUAUCUUUGCUUUCCUUGACCGUGUAAACAUUGGUAAUGCUCGUGCAUACUCUUUAAGCACUGUCACCGGCUUAGGAGCCAUGGAAAGGGACAACGGAAUGGCGGGAAAUGACUAUAACAUGUUGUUAUCCAUGUUUUUUGUGCCUUAUUGUGCCCUUGAACCUUUCUCCAACCUUGCUUUGAUUCGUUUCCGGCCAUCUGUUUGGCUUUCGCGUAUCAUGUUGACUUGGGGUAUAUUUUCAUCUUGCAUGGCUGCCUGCUCUUCCUUUCCAGCUAUAAUGACUGUUCGAAUCUUGAUGGGUGCGGCCGAAGCUGGUCUCUUCCCUGGCAUAACCUUCUGGCUUACGUUCUGGUACAAACCAAAUGAAAUAUCUGGUCGUAUUUCCUUCUUCUAUGGUGGUUCUUCAUUUGCCACCGCAUUCUCGGGUCUGAUUGCCACCGGCGUCUUCUACAUGGAUGGAGCAGGAGGUCUAGCAGCUUGGCGAUGGAUCUUUCUACUUGAAGGCCUUCCUCCAGUCAUUCUCGGCGUGGUUUUCUACUGGUUGAUUCCGGACUACCCUGAAACUUGUAAAUUCCUGUCCGAACGUGAACGAGAAAUCGCCGUUACUCGUCUCAGAGUUGAUCCUGCUGCUGGUGAUACCAAGGUCUUCAAAAUGGAUGAAGUUUGGCCAGUGCUCCGUGAACCUCAGAUCUGGUUUCAAACUUGCGUCUUCUGUUUGGCAGUUAUUCCAGGGUAUGCCAUUGCGUACUUCCAACCUACAAUUCUGACAUAUCUUGGAUAUACCGGUGUGGCUGCACAAUGGAUGACCGUUCCAACCAAUAUAUGGAAUGCAAUCAUGUUGAUCAUCUUGUCCAAUCUCUCUGAUCGCCUUGGAGACCGUUCUGGAAUCAUGAUCAUUGGACAGUUCAUAUGUGCAGGGGCAUUCCUUGUGAUGGCGAAUGUGUGGAGUCCUCCUUCUGUGGCAUAUGGAAUGCUCUUCGUAACUCCAGCCAACGCUGCCACUGUUUCAUUGCUUCAUGGCUGGGUUGCAAACAACCACAAAUCGCACACUGCCCGUGGAUUUGCAAUGGGAUUGAUGAACGGUCUUGGUGGAGUCUGUGGUGCAAUUGGUGGACAGAUAUACCGUGCAGCUGACGCUCCCCAUUUCCCAAUUGGCAAUUCCAUCAACGCUGGUGUAUUGAUUGCUGCUGCUUUUAUUGCAUGCGGUGUCCGUCUAUCCUUCAUCAUGGCAAACCGUGCUAUUGAUCGCCGUAAUGCUCAGAUCUUGGCUUCUGGCCGUGCUCUCACUCAUGACGAGACAUGGCGAUAUACACUUUAA
This is a messenger RNA of Synchytrium microbalum, 1446 nucleotides long. RefSeq lists its product as uncharacterized. The transcript has 19 exons. Gene Ontology annotation, molecular function: transmembrane transporter activity. The coding region runs from base 1 to 1446 and encodes 481 amino acids. The record is from RefSeq and is a predicted model, not a curated record. Gene Ontology annotation, biological process: transmembrane transport. Gene Ontology annotation, cellular component: membrane. NCBI's taxonomy places the organism in Eukaryota, Fungi, Chytridiomycota, Chytridiomycetes, Synchytriales, Synchytriaceae.